AUGGCGAGGGCGCAGGCGAGGGAUCCGGAGAGAGGGGAGCGCGGCGACGGCGAGCCGAGGGACAGCGUGUGGUCGACCAUCGGCCUAAUCUUUAUCGUGGCCGUGGCUUUGGCCAUGUGCGCGCUCAUGGGCGUGGCACUCGCCCAGAUCAUCAUGACGGCCCUCGGCAACGGCAACGGCCCGACGAAGCGCGACGUCGUCGUCCCCACCAACCCCGGCUUGCUGGUGCACGGCUUCCCCGCCCCCGCCGCCCUCCUCGCCAACCAUACGGGCGGCAGCCGCACGCAUGCCGUCGUCCAGGUCCGCAGCGCGCCGCGCGUGGAGGAGGACGAGGGCGCCGAGGCCGAGCAGGCCGAGGCCGAAUCGGCCGCCGACCUCGACCUCGACCUCGACUCCGAGGCGGCCGCCGACGCGGCCGAGGCCGGCGAGGCCACCCCCACCAAGGCCAAGACGGCCGCGGCCGCGGCGCAACGGCUGCCGACCAUGGCGCCCCUGACCAUCGUCGAGGUGUACGAGCCCCAGACCCGGACGGCCACCAUCAGCUACUGGCCCGACAUGGCGGAGCCGACGUCGGUCAUGAUCCAGCCCGCGCGGCCCACCAUCAAGCUCCGCCCGGGCAUCGGCGGUCUGCAGCCGUGGUGGCACCGGCCCCAGGUGACGCCCAAGAUCCCCAGCGGCGAGCCCAAGGCCACGGCCCAGGCGACGGCGGCGGCGGCGGCGGCGGCCAAGGCCACGGCCCAGCAGACCACCAGCACCGCCACCACCACCACUACCAGCGCCCGCCACGACAUGUGGGGCACCCCCGUGUCGUCGUCGGUCACGGCCUUCAUGCAGGCGGGGGCGGCCGCGACACACAAGACCACGUCCGUCUUCUACACGGUGUCGCGCCGCCCGGGCCGCGGCCGCGUGGUGCCGGUCAAGUGGCCGACGGCCGUGCCCGCCGCCAAGAACGCGACGACGGCGGUCGGCAGCGUCGCCAGGCCGGCCUCCGCCCCCGCCGCCGCUGGUGGUGGUGGUGGUGGUGACGUGCCGACGACGGCGGCGUCGGACAAGAGCGCGGCCGGGUUCGAAAAGGCCAACGAAAACCACACGUCGUCGUCGUCGUCGUGGGACGUGGUCGCGUCGCUCGACGACCCGCGCGCCAAGGGCAGGCUGGUGGUCACGUACGCAAAGGACGAGCGCAUCCUCGAGGACUGGGCCGCCAGGGGCGUCGACUUUGUGGACGGCCGGACUGUAGAGGCGGCCGCCAAGGACGACGACGACGAUGACGGCGACGAUGCCAAGCCUCCCGCCUCCACGGCGCCGGCCAAGGUUGUCGGCCGCCCCGCCAUGGUGCUCGCCGACGGCACCGUGGUUGUGCACCGGCGGCCCAGCGGCGGCAACAAGACGGCAGGGAGCAGCAGCAGCAGCAGUAGCAGCAGCCCGUUCAAGGACGCGGCCCGGGGCGGGCCCGCGCCCUUCAGGGGGGUCGCCGGGCCGGGUCCCGUGGUGGCGAGCAGCGGGGACCGGGCCCUGUUGAACGUCACGCGCGCUGCCGCAAGCGUGGCCGCGGCGCACCAGUCGGGGGAGAUUACGUCUGCGGCCGUCUAACAGCUUGGUUGGAGGGGGGGAGUGUGCCCUGGGUGUUUAUUAGGUUGAUAGCUUGCUCGAAAAGGCCAACCUUGGAUCUAGGAACCACAUCCAAGUGGAAUUUGUGAUUCGGCGUCUGCUUUGUGACUGCGACUGCGACUUCUCUAGUGUUUUGACCCGCGCAGUGAUGUUGCAGAGCGUCGAUGUCCUUCCCCGCUCCGAUAGGCGGCCAAGUGCGACUUUGCCCGUCGCAGCUCGGCUAGGAAGGCGGGGG
Gaeumannomyces tritici R3-111a-1 is the source of this 1843-nucleotide messenger RNA. RefSeq lists its product as hypothetical. The transcript has a single exon. Lineage: Eukaryota; Fungi; Ascomycota; Sordariomycetes; Magnaporthales; Magnaporthaceae. The record is from RefSeq and is a predicted model, not a curated record. Bases 1 to 1590 code for a protein of 529 amino acids.